AUGGCUCUCAAGCCCGACAGCCCGAAUUCCAAGAGGAAAUUCCGCAGGCCGAAAGGCGCGGUGGGAAUAGCACCAGACUUUCCGGAAUUUGCCAAAGUAAGGACACCAACGAUACCACAGCAGAAGACGAAGUCGUCGAUAAAGGCAGGCCGGAUUCCUUCUCCGCCCCGCCCACAACCAAAGAAGAAGAAAACAAAGACCCGGACAUGGAAGGGAUGGUUCCUUAGUUCGUUAUUCAAAUAUUCUCUCCUCUACUCACUCUACGUUUACAUCUGGACAUGUCCAAAAGAUGGCACCGAUGACCGAACGAUAUGUGAUCUUGGUGAUAGAACGUUAGAUAUCGUAGAGCCUUACAUGUAUGAUGCCUACGAUUUUUACAUUGAACCGUAUUACGACGAAUAUCUGGCCUCUUAUGUCAACAAAGCUGCCCCAUACAUCAUAUCUGCGAACGAACAGUACAUCCGGCCGGCCCGAGUUUACGCCGUUGAGCAAUUCGAGAAGACAGGGCGGCCACUGCUCGUAAAGGCAAAGGAUGCUGCUGUCGCGACACUCUCCCCCUACGCCCAGAGAGCAUACGAUGCUUACCUGGCGGAGUUUGUAGCUACGGGCCGAGAAGCCUAUGAUGCAUACGCACCCACCGCAGAAAAGUACGGGAAGCAAGGAUAUGACUACGCCAUUGAGAAAGCUUACCCCUAUUAUCUAAUUUCGCUGCCUUACCUUGAGAAAGCAUGGGAGCAAGGAAUCGAGACUGCAGGAUGGGCUGGCGUUGAAGGGAAAGGAUGGAUUUCUCGAAGGUGGGGCAUUCACGUGGAACCCCAGCUUUGGAGGAUUCAAGAAAGACUCGGACUGAAGGGAUUGAGAGGUACCCGAGUCCAAGAUGGCCCAACACCCCCUCAUCGUGGUAAUCCAAAUGCUUCCGACACUGCUCCCGAAAAUAUCCUCGAAGAGUCAUACGAGGAUAUUGAUGCCAAAGAGACACCACAAGCGAACGCCCAAGGAGCGACUGGAGAGGAAAAAGAGAAAAAGAAGUCCUCAGCCGAACAAAUUGAAGCAGCUAGACCAAAAGUUGAAGCCGAUCUAGAAUCCUGGGGUGCCAAAUUCGAAGAAGCUGGUGCCAAAGCUUCAGCUGAUGUUGUUUCCCAGCUGGACGAGCUGUGUGGCAAAGUUAUGAAGGAACAUGGUACUCUGUCCACAGAAAUAUUGACAGACCUCGAAGCCCGCAUUGAAAAAGAAUACAAGGAUUUCGAACAAGGUCUCGGAACACUCCUCGACAGCCCCGCUGAAACGAAGUAUGUUAUGGUCGGAUAUGAUGGCCUCGUGGGCAGAACCAUGCAAAAUCUUAAGGAGAAACAGACUCAGAUUAAGGGUCGCACCCAGGAGCUUCUUAUGGAUACCUAUCAAACCACUGCCAAAAUCGUAGACGCAGCAUUAGCAGAAAUGGAUUCGGCGCAUGACAUUGGCAUGCAAGAACUAGGAAUGAAAUGGGCUUGGAUGGAGGGUGUCACAUACAAGGACUGGGCAAAGUACCACGAUCUUAAGAAAGCAUUUGGGUCCUUGAAGACGAAGGUCAUUCGAUCCGGUCAAGGUCACAAAGGUCUCCGAGAGGUCACCGACUACGCCAAAUCCAUAGACGACGCCGCAGCUGAUGUUUUGAAAGUUGCACGCGUCGAGGUUGGCAAAUUGGAGAAGCUCGGGAGACAAAGGCUUGUCAAGGCUUGCGCUGAGAGGGACGCAGCAGAGGCGGAGAAGGAAGCCGCUGGGAAGUCUGAUAAACAAACGGUGGGCGAUGUGGAACGUGACGAGAAAGGAGAGGUUGUAAAAGAGGUUCCACCAUCCGACGCCACCAAAGAGGUACCAGAACCUAAGGAGAAGACAGAGAAAUCCGCAGAUCCCUCAGAGGACGAAUCUAAUCAUACGCCAGGCCAAGGCCAGGCAGAGUCAGAACGCCAACAGAAAGCCGAACCCGAAGGCGUCGAGGCCACCACCCUCCAAGAACGGCCUACCGCCCAAGAAACGACCCAACCCGAACCAGAGACCAAACCCGAAGAAUCAGCCUCCUCCUCCUCAGAAGCGGCCAGCCACCAAGCCGAAGGCCGGGACACCACAGAAAAAACCGAACCCGAACCCGAACCUGAAGCCCAAGCCCAAAGCUCAGCUCAACCAGAAGCCGAGACCCCCGCCAAAUCCGAACCCCAACCAGAAACCGAGGCCGAAUCCCAACCAGAAGCCAGCCCAGAGCCAAAGGCCCCCAAAGCAGAACCCGAAUCAGCCGGUAAAAAAGAAGAAUCCUAA
Orbilia oligospora ATCC 24927 is the source of this 2292-nucleotide messenger RNA. RefSeq lists its product as uncharacterized. Bases 1 to 2292 code for a protein of 763 amino acids. The transcript has 4 exons. Lineage: Eukaryota; Fungi; Ascomycota; Orbiliomycetes; Orbiliales; Orbiliaceae. The record is from RefSeq and is a predicted model, not a curated record.